GUCCUCAGAGGAGCACAUCAGCCAUGCCUAUCACCUGCUGAUGACUCGGCUCAACGAGGAGCACGCCGAGAUGCGCUUCUCGGCUUUCCAGAUCGUGCAGGAGUUGUUCACCCGAUCCCAUCAAUUCCGGAUGCUGAUUAUUUCCAACUUCCAAGAGUUCUUGGAGCUCACAGUGGGGAUAGACCAUGAGCAGCCUCUUCCCCCACCCAAAGAGGUGGCACAGAAGCUGAGGAAAGCUGCCAUUAAGUCGGUGCAAGACUGGCACGAGAAAUAUGGAGAGGCCUACAAGAAGCUUGCUCUGGGAUACCACUUCUUAAAGCAGAACAAGAAGGUGGAUUUUCAAGAUGUGCAUGCCAGAACUGUGGCUGAAAGGAGGAGGGAAGAGGAGAAGCAAAAACGACUGGAUAACAUUUACAAAGAAAAAGCCAAAAGAGCUGAAAAAGAAAUGGAAGAAAUGUCCCAAGAGGUUGCCAACACGCUGACAGAGAUGGAAAACUGUUUCCGACUUCUGAUGCCAGAUCCUUUUGACUUCACUGUGAAUGAGACAGAGCUGGAACCCAACAAACAAAUGACUGCUAAUGACGAUAGACCUGCAUCCUCCUUGUCUUCCCAGGUGGAAGUUGACCAGUCCUGUUUUGGAUGUAUGGAUGAUGAACAGCCAUGCUGCAGCAAGGACAUUCUCUCUGUUUCUCAGUGUGUCAGAACUGAUAAAAACAAAGAGUUAGAAGAGAAACAGGAGAAACUGGAGCAGAAAGAAUUAGAUGGAGGCACAUGCUUGGAAGUUCAGUCUGAUGCCCCCGCUCUCAAUGAUGAUGAUUACCAGACUUUUGUUAGGAACCAUGGGCUUAUUUCACAUAAAUAUACUCUCGACCUUGAAAUCUCCACAGAUAUAAAAGUGGAUGAGAAUGAGGAUAAUACUGCCAUAAUAAACAAUGUCAUGGAUGCUCACAAACUCCUCAGAAAUAAGUUCUGGCCAUCUGUGCAGUCCUGGAUUCAGUUAUUUACCAGAGCAGGAAUAAAUGAUGAUCGGCUAAGAUGUGCCAUUGAUCUCAAGAAUAAAUUGGAGACUGCUAUGAAGAAAUACAAGGAAAUGAACAUUUCCUUUAAAGAGAGGAAAAGAAAAGUG
Molecule: messenger RNA, 1126 nt
Organism: Antrostomus carolinensis (chuck-will's-widow)
Lineage: Eukaryota; Metazoa; Chordata; Aves; Caprimulgiformes; Caprimulgidae
Product: UV-stimulated scaffold protein A
Exons: 5
Biological process (GO): transcription-coupled nucleotide-excision repair; response to UV
Cellular component (GO): chromosome
Molecular function (GO): RNA polymerase II complex binding
Source: RefSeq, a predicted model, not a curated record